Messenger RNA from Stegastes partitus (bicolor damselfish), 1641 nucleotides. It is a transcript of the gene cfap210, whose product is annotated as cilia and flagella associated protein 210. The coding region runs from base 1 to 1641 and encodes 546 amino acids. Gene Ontology annotation, cellular component: axonemal microtubule. NCBI's taxonomy places the organism in Eukaryota, Metazoa, Chordata, Actinopteri, Pomacentridae. The transcript has 9 exons. The record is from RefSeq and is a predicted model, not a curated record.
AUGGCAUCAGCGGUUCAGCCCAGCCGGAAAGGAUCCAGUAAAAGUGCGCCAAUGGAGCAAACUAUUACAACAAUCCAGCCGCCAGACCUUCGUCAAGUCACUGUGUUGAGUAAGGCUGAAUGGCGAAGGAUUCGAGAUCAACCAAACCAGGUUAAAAAAGAAAGGGAGCGUUUGAGAGAAGCAGCUGAAGAGAGAGAAGCUCUGCACCAGCAGUCAAAAGAGGAGGUGAAACUGUGGCCCAAUUCCAUCACUAAUAUAAGGCGAAAGAAGCUGGAGGCAAAGAAGAUUCGAGAGCAGAUUGAGGAGGAGAAAAGGAAACAGAUGGAUAUUGAAGAAGCCAAAUACAAGGCGCAGAAGCGGAAAGAGGCCAUCGAAAGAACAAAGACUAUGCAGUAUUAUCAAACUGACCGGGUUAAAGGAUUGCAUCGGGCACUCCAGCUGACGGAGGUGCUGAAGGAGAGGGAGGCUCAGAUUGAGCUGCAGCAAAGAAAGAAGAGUGCAACGAAAGACGUGGACAAAGAAUACGUGGAAAUGGUAAAGAGCCGAGAGGAUGAAGCCUUGAGACAGGAGCGGGAGAAAUCACUGCAGAAGAAGCUUGAGAGACGAGCUGCUGCAGAGGACCUGAAACACCAAAUUAAGGAAAAAGAACUUGUGAAAGAGCAACAGAAGCUGGAGAACAAGAAGGACGAAAAAGAAAUUCAGCGUCUUCAGGAGCUCUAUCAGUGGGAGCAAAGAAUGGAGUCAGAAAGACAAGCAAAUGACAAGAGAAACCUUAUGCAAGCUCACCUGGAGCAUCUCGCCAACAGAGACCUCACAAGAGCAAUAGAUGCACAAAAACAGGAGGCUGAGGAGAAGCAAAGGGAACUUUUUCUCUCUGCCAAACAAAAAAUGAUGAAGUUACGUAACGAAAAAGAAAAAGACCUGUUUAGGGAAGCACAGAUGCGCAGAGAAAGGAUCAUGAACAGACUCACGGUGAAGCAGCAGGAGGAAGCUGUCAGCGAGGAGGAGAGGAUCGUGAAGGCUGUCGCUGAGCGGGAUGCAAAACAGGCGCAACAGCAGCAGGAGGAGGAGGAGAGGAAGGCGGAGAUGUUGAAGUCCAUCGCUGCCCACAGAGAAUCCAUGAGACAAGAAAAAGAGCAGAGGAAGAAAAUAGCAGAACAGAGCACCCGAGAUGCACUGCAGGCGAUAAAAGAGUCCGACAAAAUAUUUUCUGAGAAACAACAAUUGAAGGCGAAGAAAAUCAGAGAAGAGGAAAGAAAACUACAAGACUUCAACGUCACACAAAUGGCUGAGAAAAGUGCCAGGGAACAGCAGCUGAAAGAAGAGGAGCGCCGGACUGAAGCGAAGAACGCAGAACUCGUGGCUGAAGAGGAGAACAGGUUUCAGCAAUAUUCACAGGAGGUCAUCAGCGCAGCAGCUGCAGCUCAGGGAAAUCUGUUUCCGCUUUGCAAAGCUGCAAGGGAAGGAAUCGGAGGAGGGCACGGUCCAGUCUUUCAGGGGGUCAGGCCGAGCUACCUGGUUCAGGACCGCACCGGUGCUCAGAUGCCGAAAUAUGUCUGUGGCACCACUGAGAACAUGAAAAAGUUGAAUGAGGUCGUAGAUAUACUGGAAGCAAAGAAGAGGCUUGGGUUCACAUGGUGA